Messenger RNA from Paramormyrops kingsleyae, 5723 nucleotides. NCBI's taxonomy places the organism in Eukaryota, Metazoa, Chordata, Actinopteri, Osteoglossiformes, Mormyridae. The record is from RefSeq and is a predicted model, not a curated record.
UGGGAGGAGUGUGGGUGAAGUAAGUUUUGACACAUGUGAGAAAGCAUUUGGGAUGCGUGUCCCAGUUUUACUUCGGGAUCUCAGCUGGCCGGAGUGAAGUGGACGGACGGACGGACGGAUCUGUAGUUGAGAAGAAGCAGUGAAUGAAAGAUAUAAAAAACAAUGACUUUCACUUAGUUACAGAGGAAUGCGAGGGGGGAUGAGGGCGGCUGGUUUCUAAGUUUGGUAUAGCUUUAACUCAGUUAGCGAGGAGCCCUGGCUUUUCGUAGCCGUGCUCUGCAGGCGCCAUGGCUGCCCAUUGCGACACCUUGAGCGGAUACAUGCAGCAGUCGGACCCGGGAUCGAACAGCGAGCGUAGCACAGAUUCCCCGCUCCCAGUGUCUGAGGAUGACUCCAGCGGACCGAAAGCCCCGUGCGACCCGGAGUGGACAGAGGAGCGCUUUCGCGUGGACCGUAAGAAACUGGAAGUCAUGUUAUUAGCUGCCACAGAAGGAGUGGUCAAUGGAGGGGAGGAUUUCUUUCAGAAGAUUAUGGAGGAAACGAAAACUCAGAUAGCAUGGCCAUCAAAACUGAAGAUAGGCGCGAAGUCUAAGAAAGAUCCUCACAUCAAAGUGUGCGGCAAGAAGGACAACGUGAAAGAGGCAAAGGAGAAGAUCAUGUCCGUCCUGGACACAAAAAGCAACCGUGUGACCCUGAAGAUGGACGUGUCGCACACUGAGCACUCUCACGUCAUCGGGAAGGGCGGCAGCAACAUCAAGAAAGUCAUGGAGGACACCGGAUGUCACAUCCACUUCCCCGACUCGAACCGCAACAACCAGGCAGAGAAAAGCAAUCAAGUGUCCAUAGCCGGCCAGCCAGGAGGUGUGGAAGCCGCCAGGGCCAGGAUCAGGGAGCUGCUUCCGCUGGUGCUGAUGUUCGAGCUCCCCAUGUUGGUUCAGCUGAACCCAGACCCCAGCUCUCCGGCCAUCCAACACAUCUCGCAGACCUACAGCAUCUCCGUGUCUUUCAAGCAGCGUUCUAGGCUCUACGGAGCCACCGGGGUGGUCAGAGGCUCGCAGAACAACGCAGCAGCGGUCAAGAGGGGCACGGCUUUGCUGCUGGAGCACCUGGCUGGUAGCCCCAGUGCAGUCUCGGUGAGCACGCAGCUGGACAUCGCCCCGCAGCACCACCUCUUCAUGAUGGGCCGCAACGGCAGCAACGUCAAGCACAUCAUGCAGAAGACGGGGGCCCAGAUCCACUUCCCCGACCCCAACAGCCCCCAGAAGAGGUCCACCGUCUACCUCCAGGGCACCAUAGACUCGGUCUGCCUGGCGCGCCAGUACCUCAUGGGCUGCCUGCCACUGGUGCUGAUGUUCGACAUCAAGGAGGACGUGGAGGUGGAGCCCCAGUGCAUCACGUCCUUGAUGGAGCAGCUUGAUGUUUUCAUCAGCAUCAAGCCCAAGCCCAAACAGCCCAGCAAGUCUGUGAUCGUGAAGAGCGUGGAGAGGAAUGCCCUGAGUAUGUACGAGGCCAGGAAGUUCCUGCUGGGUCUGGAGAACAACGGCGUGUCUGCUCUCCCUGGCGGAGGUGGCGGCUGCGGGGCCGGGAGUCCCCCUGCAAUCAUCUGCCCUGUGGGCCUCGACAUUCUGGCCUCAGCGGGUCUGGGGCUCAGCGGUCUGGGUCUUCUAGGCCCUGCGGCCGCCUCCCUGAGCGGCAGCUCCGCCCCCAACACGCUGCUGAACGCCCUGAACAGCUCGGUGAGCCCCUUGCAGCCCCCCAGCAUCGGAGGCCCCACCGCCAGCCCGGUUUUGUGGCCCAGCUCACUCACCAGCCCGUCUAGCGCUCCGGGAUUCUCGUCGCCGCUGAUGAUUCACCCAGCAACGCAAGCCACCCUCACAAGCAUCCUCCUGUCCGGGGUUCAGGGCUACGCCCACAGCACCCCGUCUCCACCCCCGGGGCUGGCCCCCAUAGAUGCGAAGGUCAACGGGGUCACGGACUGCGGCAAGACGGCCUCCUCCCUCAACGGUCACGUGAAGGUGCCCCUCCCCAGCUCGGUCUACAGCCGCAUGUCGGCCUCGUCGCUGGCCGAGAAGGUGCUGAGCGCCAAGCAUGGAGAUUCCGUAAAGGACACUGGUGGCCAUUGUCCCGGCGAGUCUCUCUCAAGCAAGUCCAGCCCAGAUGAAGGGUCCAAUGACGCGUUCGUGGAGGUGGGCAUGCCGAGGAGCCCCUCCCACUCUGCCAACAGCAGUGAUCUCAAGCAAAUGCUGUCGUCCUGCAAGACGGCGUCUGCCGGCAAGCGGCAAGCCGUGGAGCUCCUGCAAGGCACCAAGAACUCCCACCUUCACUCAGAUUGCCUGCUCUCAGAUUCAGACUCGAGUGCCUCCGAGGGCCCCGUGGCGGACAAACGGGCCCCCGGCAGCGAGCGGGCGGCCGAGAGGGCGGCCCAGCAGAACUCCGAGAGGAUUCGCUUGGCACCGCAAACCUCCUUCGCUAACAUGCAGGCAUUUGAUUAUGAACAGAAAAAGCUGUUGGCAACAAAAGCCAUGCUAAAGAAGCCGGUGGUGACCGAGGUCCGGACGCCCACCAACACGUGGAGCGGACUUGGCUUCUCGAAAUCCAUGCCGGCCGAGACCAUCAAAGAGCUCCGGCGAGCCAACCACGUGGCCUACAAGCCGACCAUGUCUACCACCUACGAGGGUUCCCCUCUGUCCCUGUCCCGGUCCAACAGCCGCGAGGGCAUCUGCAGCGGCAGCGACUCGGACAACUGGAGGGAGAGGAACGGCGGAGGUCUUCCCGGUCCUCCAGAGUUCUCUCCAGCCAUCAGUCCCAAGAGGAAGCAAAAUAAAUCAGUGGAGCACUAUCUAAGCAGCAGUAACUACAUGGACUGUAUAUCAUCGAUGACGGGCAGCAACGGGUGCAACCUCAACAUCUCCUUCAAAGGCUCGGACCUCCCCGAACUGUUCAGCAAGCUGGGAUUGGGGAAGUACACUGACGUUUUCCAGCAGCAGGAGAUUGACCUGCAGACGUUCCUCACCUUGACGGACCAGGACCUGAAGGAGCUUGGCAUUACUACAUUCGGAGCCCGGAGGAAGAUGCUCUUGGCCAUCUCAGAACUGAAUAAGAACAGAAGAAAACUUUUCGAGCCGCCAAACAUCCGUUCCUCCUUCCUGGAGGGCGGAGCCAGCGGGCGUCUGCCUCGCCAGUACCACUCGGACAUUGCCAGCGUGAGCGGCCGGUGGUAGGUCCCCGGGCGGGGAACGGGGUGUAGGGAGGGUGGAAGGAAGGAUGCAGAGGUCCUUCUCCUCCUGAGGCCCCCCGAGGACAACCCCUGCCUGUAUCAGAAACCACUCGCUCAGAGUCAGGAACACGUGGACCAAAGCCAAAAGUGCCAAACAGAAAAGUGGCAGCGCCUAAGCCUGUCAUUCAUGAAAAAAGACCAUGGUACCCUGUCUGAGACUGUCCCUCGUCUACAGAAGCUUCAGCUGUUGUGAAGGAAUAAAAGAAUCCAUGCACUGUCGUAUCUUUGAAGGAAUAGGCAGAUUGCUUAGUGAAAAAUCUUUUUGAUACUAUUUAUGUGUAAUCUUAGUUUGUUGUCGUAUCAUUCCUGUGCACUUUAAGAAUGCUAUAUUCUUUUGCCUGUGGAUGCAUAUUUUUGUAAUCUGCAUACCUAUGUACAUGUAUACAUUCAGCACUUACUUGGGUACCAAGCCAAAAUGUAAGCACAUUGUGUGGUUAAAAGGUGAAGAUGAAGAUGAUGAUGAUGAUGAGUGGGGUGAAGCAGCAUCACGACCAGGUGAGCAGGGACAUGAUUAUAUGAGCGAAUUGUUUCCCGUGGUUCGUGGAACUGCCCCGAUGUUUGGUCCUUCGCUUACGUCACGUGUGCUGCAUCGUAUGCUCUCCAUGUAUAAUUUUAAAAGCCUAAUCUUAUUUUCUCCCUAUUUUUUUAACCUCAGUGUAACCUCCGUUCAUUUUUAUUAAUGUUUUCAUUCUUUUGGUUCCACUUGUGUCCUUUAAUAAUUGCAGCAGGCAGAUUUCUUAAAAUCCAGUAAAGUGCUGGAUUUUGAAGGGGGGGGGGGGUGUGACCCACACCCUGACUCAUCCCCUGUUUCUGGGGUCUGACCAGCAUUACUGCAGCCCUCUGACUCACACACACACACACACACACACACACACACUUCUUUUGUGGUUUACGUAGAUGGACUGGAAUUCUGUUUCCUGGGGGAAAAUAAAAUAGGGCCAAAAGUUUUUCUCCUGAAGGGUUUUCGUUGCCUUGUGUUGUGCAAACCUCUUCGCCUCGUUGUUGGGUUUUUUUUGUGUUACUUUUUUUUCCCAUGACACAGUCUUCCAGCUGAGUGUGAAAACUGCGUUUAACAGUGCCCCCCAGAGAGCCACAAGCUCAGUGCGCCGGUUAAACGCGACGCAUGCAGAUCGACUGAAAAAGCACCAUGUGCUUCUCCCCGGGGAAAGAAACUAAACAAAUUUACAACUGAUACAUUUACGAAGGAUGUUGAUAUUAAACUGUGAAAAAUACUAACGGGCUAUUUUCCAGUUGAAGGCCACGGAGUGUGUAUUUUUGAUAAUUGUAGCUUUCUCAGAGGCAGACAUCAGAGGAAAAGUAAACUUUGUUGCAGUCAAAAAGGGGUUACAUUUUUAGUUUUAUGUAAACUAUUCAAGAACUGAUACUUGCUACUAGCAUAUGCAAUAUUCCUGUACAUGUAGUAUAACCAUGUGUAUAUUAUUAAAAUGUUGAAUUUGUCCUUUUUGUGUAAGAGGUACGUACAGUUUUGUAAUAAUUGCACAACAAAGGAAGAAUGACAUAUUAGCAUUAUUUUUUUUUUCUAGUUUUGUUAUUCAGUUUGAAAGGACAGAUAGUCUGCCGUAAAUGGUCCGAUUUUUCUCUCAUAAGUGGUCUUUGCUGGUACUCCCGUUUUAUAUUUGUUGUUUGUGAUGAAGGGCAUCGGACAGCGUCAUAAAUAAAACCAGUUGCAACAGAUCCUCCCCACGGUGUGUGGGGCCCAGGACACAUCAAUGGACUAUGCAAAAAAAUAAAUGCAACCGUACCACGCAAUUUAAUGUAAAAGUCUACAAUAAGAUACAUUUACAUGUCUUGGGAACAUCGACUCCAAAAUUCAUUAAUACUUUUCUCCUGCGGCAUUUCCGCAGCUUUUGUUCGACCUUUAAAAUGGUCUAUCGAGUACGAAAAUUGUCCACGUUCCACCGUUUAUGAACGGGGGAGCUGUGAUUUCUUUCGUACGCUUCAUGAUUCCCAGGAAGAAGAAAGAGAGGAAAAGAAAAAACUUUUAAGUCUUUUUUUAGACAUGGCCUUUUGUCACGCCUAGCAGUAUUGUCAGCAGGUUAGAUGCAACCGACAAAGGACUUCCUGUUCACAAAGGGACAGGUUGAGGUACAGUACAGGGCUGUAGAAAAGGAAACACUGGAAAUGACAAAUUCCUAUGUUGACUAAAUGGAAUAUGGCAACGUUACUUCUCAUUAUUGCCUUUGAAAAUUGAUUAUGCACAAUAAAGUGUCGGAAUCAGUAGCAAAGCAAGCAUUAGCUGGCCAGUGCCUUAUGGAUGAUUUUUUAAAAGAUAUCUGUAUAUGUAACACAGAAAAAAAGCUGUAUUUUGUGGUGUCUGUGCUUUUAAAAUGAAGACGACAUUUUGUGUAAUAAGCAAAAAUCUGUUUAAUGCAUUCUAUACCAAUCGGAGGCCUUGUUACAAAAUAAUAAAUAUAUGUAAACACUA